AUGGAGGAAAAGUUCGACAUUGAGACAGAGUUAGUCCGUCUCGGAUUUGAGGACCAGUACAACUCAUGUAACCCUCCCCUUUACCAGACUGCAACGUUUAGGCAGGACUCUCUUAGUAAUAUGGGAGCUUAUGACUAUACAAGAUCUGGAAAUCCGACAAGAACGACGUUGCAGAAUUAUUUAAGUCGAAUUAUGGGUGCAAAGGCGACAUUUGCUGUCUCCAGUGGAAUGAGUGCCCUGGACGUCAUAGUCAGGUUGCUGGAUCCAGGUGACGAAGUCAUUGCAGGUGACGAUCUCUAUGGUGGAACUCACCGAUUACUAACAUUCUUGAAGAACAAAAAACAACUUAUCGUUAACCAUUACGAUACCACGGAUACUGAACUAAUGAAGCAAAAGAUUACAAAGAAUACUCGUAUGAUUUUUUUGGAAUCUCCAACGAAUCCACUGAUUAAGGUGGUGGACGUCAGAAGCAUCACAGCACAUGCGCAUGAAAUCAAUCCCAACUGUAUCGUCGUCUUUGACAACACGAUGAUGUCUCCAGUUCUGAUGUCUCCUUUGACAGAUCUUGGAGUGGAUAUUCAGUACGAAAGUGCAACCAAAUACCUAAAUGGUCACCAUGACAUCAUGUCGGGAGUGCUGGCCACCAACAGUGAAAAACUGGCCCAGGAUCUUUACUUUGUGAUCAAUUCUACCGGGUGUGGUCUAGCGCCUUUUGAUUGCUGGCUACUAUUGAGGGGAUUGAAAACUUUGGCAUUACGUAUUGAGAGACAACAGGAAAACGCAAUCAAGAUCGCUCAAUUCUUAAUCACCGUUCCAGGACUCAAAGUGAGAUCCGUUGCAUUGCCAGACCAUCCUCAAUAUGAAUUGCACAAGUCGAUGGCGAAGGGUCCAGGAGCAGUUCUCUCCUUUGAGACUGGAAGUGUUGAGACUUCAAGCAAGAUCAUAGAAGCGUGCAAGAUUUGGAGUAUCACGGUAUCCUUUGGCUGUGUGAACUCACUUAUAUCCCUACCAUGCCAAAUGUCGCAUGCUUCGAUCGAUCCUGACACCCGUGCUGAACGAGACCUUCCAGAGGAUCUGGUUCGACUGUGUGUGGGAAUCGAGAAUGUCAAUGACCUGAUCAAGGACCUGGCCGCUGCAUUGAGAGUAGGAGGAAUUAGCGUUCCCGCUCAAUAA
Molecule: messenger RNA, 1173 nt
Organism: Komagataella phaffii GS115
Lineage: Eukaryota; Fungi; Ascomycota; Pichiomycetes; Pichiales; Pichiaceae
Product: Cystathionine beta-lyase, converts cystathionine into homocysteine
Exons: 1
Coding region: 1-1173 (390 amino acids)
Biological process (GO): 'de novo' L-methionine biosynthetic process; transsulfuration
Cellular component (GO): cytoplasm
Molecular function (GO): pyridoxal phosphate binding
Source: RefSeq, a predicted model, not a curated record